This is a messenger RNA of Ylistrum balloti, 2217 nucleotides long. Its product is annotated as N-acyl-phosphatidylethanolamine-hydrolyzing phospholipase D-like. The transcript has 5 exons. Gene Ontology annotation, biological process: N-acylphosphatidylethanolamine metabolic process; N-acylethanolamine metabolic process. The record is from RefSeq and is a predicted model, not a curated record. Lineage: Eukaryota; Metazoa; Mollusca; Bivalvia; Pectinida; Pectinidae. The coding region runs from base 332 to 1375 and encodes 347 amino acids. Gene Ontology annotation, molecular function: N-acylphosphatidylethanolamine-specific phospholipase D activity; zinc ion binding. Gene Ontology annotation, cellular component: cytoplasm; membrane-bounded organelle.
CUAGUUUCAGUUUCGAUGUGACAACGUGCAAUUUUCACUUUCUGAACUACUCAGGAGUGACAAAUUUAAAAGAUCGUCGUGGAAUGACCAAAAGCACUAACAGGGAUUUUGAACGUCACAAUUUUCCAGAGGCAUCAACAAGGAUCUAAAUAUUGGUGCCGGGAGGGGAAAAGACUUAGUAACGCAGAUACAAUGCAUGUACCGAUAUAUAUUUGUACAAUAUGCCGAGUCAUAGUUAGUCACAAAUGAUCCAUGCAAAAAUACCAUUUUCACGACUUUGGAAGUCCAGUUUUAGUCACACAUUUGCAAAACAAAUCAAACAUUAGUGAACAUGGAAAAGGAAGCAUCACAAGAUAAUGAAAUAGAACUCACAAAGCCAUUAUACAAAAAUGGAAAAUAUGAAAAUCCUUGGAAAACAUGGCAUAAACCUUCCUUGUGGAAUCUGCUGAAGUUCAAGAUCAGAGAUGUUGACCACAGUAACAUACCAACCCAGGAGGAAUUGGAUGUAACACUUCCCCUGGUAAAACUUGACCAAGAGAAAUUGAAGAACCCUGACCCUGCCUGUGUACAGUUGGUAUGGAUUGGUCACGCCACAGUACUAGUUCAACUGGACGGUCUAACCAUCCUUGCCGACCCAAUAUUCAGUGAUCGUUGUUCACCUUCACAGCGUAUGGGCCCUAAGAGGUACAGGGCACCACCCUGUACAAUACAGGAAUUACCUCCCCUUGACAUUGUACUGAUAAGCCAUAAUCACUACGAUCAUCUGGACUUGGGGUCUGUGAAAAAACUGAUAUCCAAGUAUGGCCCAAAUCUGCACUGGUUUGUACCAAUUGGACUGAAAGCAUGGAUGACAAGUAUUGGGUGUGAUCGUGUGACAGAAUUAUCAUGGUGGGAAGAAGAGAAAAUCAUUGGGAAACAGGGAGAUGUAACUGUAGCCUUUACACCAACUCAGCACUGGUCCAGGAGAUCAUGGAACGAUGAAAAUAAAUCUUUGUGGGGAAGCUGGGUUGUAAAAGGGCCGAAUCACAGCUUCUUCUUUGCUGGGGACACAGGCUACUGUGAUGGAUUUAAGCAGAUUGGACAGAAAUAUGGCCCAUUUACUUUAGCUGCCAUACCAAUAGGCUCAUAUGAACCAAGAUGGUUUAUGUAUCCUCAGCAUGUUAACCCAGAGGAAGCUGUUCAGAUUCACAUUGACACCAAAUCUAAACAUUCUGUUGGAAUACAUUGGGGAACCUUCAAACAACUAGGCUGUUUUGAGCAUUAUUUGGAACCAAGAGAAAAGGUUGCAGCAGAGCUUCAACGCCAUGGAUUGAUGAAAGGAUCUUUCUUUACUCUAAACCAUGGCGAGAUCAAGUGCAUAUCGGAUGGAGAAUAAUAACUAGAUAUUUAAUGAGGCAAUAUAAUGGGCAGACACUGUUAUUAUCAAAUGUCAAGUUUAUCUUAGAAAUGAUAAGUAGAUGAUAGGAUAAAAAAUUUGAUUGUAACCCUUUACUCUUGGUGUAAUUAUAUUCUCAUGUACCAUUUCAAUACUUCAGUUGGUAUACUUCACUGAUCCAGUGCUUCCCAUGUUGGUAUUACAUGUACCAUUCUCACUUUUUCAGAAGUUGUUACACAUGUACUAAUUCAGUACUUCUGAAGUGUGUAUACACAAACUGAUUCAGUGCUUCUGAAUUGGUUUACAUGAACUGAUUCAAUGCUUCUGAGGUUGGUAUACACAUACCGAUUCAUUGCUUCCAAAGUUGGUAUACAUGAACUUAUUAAGUACUUCUGAAGUUGGUAUACAUGAACUGAUUCAAUGCCUCUGAAAUUUGUGUACAUGUACUGAUUCAAUGCUUUUGAAGUUGGUAUACAUGGACUGAUUCAGUAGGUAUUGCCCUUUGUUAAAUUUUGUGUCUGGAGCUUAACACUAGGUUAAUUAUACUUGGUGUAUACAUUUUUCAUACUAAGGAUGUGCAGUGUACGCAAUUCAGGGCCUCCUACCCCUUAGUUACAGAAUACUUAAUUACAGAAUAAGUGCCAUGAAACUUGGCAUAUACAUUGGUCAUACUAAGAGGAUGUAAAAUGUACCAAAUUCAAUGCCAGAAACCCCUUAAUUAAAGAUUUAGAGACCAAUAAAGUUGUUUUUCAGAGCAUUCACCAGUUUCACUGACACUCUUAUUAUGUAAAAUUUUAUAUCACAAUAAAAAUUAUCAAUAAUACAAUCAUUUCAACAGUAAA